This is a messenger RNA of Ruditapes philippinarum (Manila clam), 1148 nucleotides long. RefSeq names its product perlucin-like. The transcript is spliced from 6 exons. Lineage: Eukaryota; Metazoa; Mollusca; Bivalvia; Venerida; Veneridae. The record is from RefSeq and is a predicted model, not a curated record. The coding region runs from base 108 to 683 and encodes 191 amino acids.
UUUGCUGAUAACUAAUCUUUUAAUGUUAAACUUUAACCACUGUCUGUCAAGUUCAUGACUAAAAAUCUAGCUUCACCGAAAGACUACAAAUCAAAAGAAGCAACAAAAUGGUCAUAUCAAAAUUAUUUAGAACUUUGUGCUUUAUUACUUUGUUAUCAAAACUUUAUGCUGAGCAAAGGAAUCAUGUAAGUGACUUUCUGAGGAGACAUGGACUGGAUAGAGAAAAACGUCACGCUGACGCUCCAGUAUUUACACAUUGUCCAAAUGGUUACACGAGGCAUGACAAUUCCUGUUAUGUCAUUACAGACCGAAAAGCAACUUGGACGGACGCCUAUGUGUUUUGUGAGGCAUUCGGUGGACACCUGGCUUAUAUUGAAUCUGAAGGAGAGCAGCACUUUAUAACAAUAUUCCUAAACACAACAGCAAACGCGGGAAGAGAUCACACGACAAAUUACUAUUGGAUUGGAGGGACAGAUGCCGUCACUGAGGGCGAGUGGUUGUGGGUACCUGCUGUCAAGCCUGUUAAGUAUACCAAGUGGAAUCCUGGAGACCCAAGUAGUUUUGUACAAGACUGUAUUGCCUUGUAUUGGAAUGGUGUAUGGGAUGACGGGACAUGUGAAGAGAAACAUUACUUCAUUUGUGAGAUUGAAUUGGAAACAGAAAUCAACCAGAUAGUUGGCUAGCAGAGAACUCACGAUUUUUGUGCUUUCUGGUAUAUAUUUCGUUACAUUAGAGCUGAUUUAUUUCGUAAAAGAAUAAAUUGCAAUUGUUUACUUGUGUUGUUAGUUUAUAAAGUCUUAAAGGGUAUAAAUCUAUAUUUCCGCUGUCUGUUGAUUGUAAGAUUAUUGUUUUAUCAAACCUAAAAAAAUCAUUAAUUAUUCAUAACUUGUACGAUAACGUUUGAUGCCAUGUAUCCAAGUUAGAAAACUGAUCAUGUGAAGAUCUAUAUUAAAUUCCUAGCCUGAAUUAUGUAACUGGUCCAUUUUCUUUUAGCAUGUCAUAUGUACAACUAUUAUUUUUUAUACUGUAUAAAUGAUACAUAUAUUCAUUGUUUGACAUUGAUGCAAAUGGACGAUGAACAAACUGCUAAAGUCUAAAAGAAAUAUUCAUGCCAUUUCUGCUCCAUUUGCGCUUAGCAUUGAAAUAAA